AUGAUCAAGAGUCUCAAGAAUUUCACGGACGCUGAGGAGAUCCUGCAGAAGUACGGAGCUGAUGCGCUGCGUCUGUACCUCAUCAAGCCGCCUGUGGUGUUUGCCUCCGUUCCUGAACGUGAGGCUGCUCUGGAUUCCUCGGUCGUGUUGGACUCGUGGAUCAUUGCCGGCUUGAACAACCUGAUCAAGUUUGAACACAAAGUGAUGAAUCGACAACCGAUCCCCGUUGGCACCAAGCCCUGCGUUAAAACCGUACGGAAUGUUCGGUCUGAAAUCGACUGGCCAAAAGACUCCAAGCUCUUCCCGGUUAAAGUCUGCAAUAAGCCUGUUCAGCAGGUCGUGUUCCGGCUGCCAUGUUAG
Phytophthora infestans T30-4 is the source of this 360-nucleotide messenger RNA. RefSeq lists its product as uncharacterized. The transcript has 3 exons. NCBI's taxonomy places the organism in Eukaryota, Oomycota, Peronosporomycetes, Peronosporales, Peronosporaceae. Gene Ontology annotation, biological process: tRNA aminoacylation for protein translation. The coding region runs from base 1 to 360 and encodes 119 amino acids. The record is from RefSeq and is a predicted model, not a curated record. Gene Ontology annotation, molecular function: ATP binding; aminoacyl-tRNA ligase activity.